Molecule: messenger RNA, 1257 nt
Organism: Nymphalis io (European peacock)
Lineage: Eukaryota; Metazoa; Arthropoda; Insecta; Lepidoptera; Nymphalidae
Gene: NGR-A35
Product: QRFP-like peptide receptor
Exons: 8
Coding region: 1-1257 (418 amino acids)
Biological process (GO): G protein-coupled receptor signaling pathway
Cellular component (GO): membrane
Molecular function (GO): G protein-coupled receptor activity; peptide binding
Source: RefSeq, a predicted model, not a curated record
AUGCCUCUAAAAACAUUGAAUUCGUCGUGGGAUGGAGGGAGGAAUGAGACUGAAUUGUGGGGGGUAACUUCAAUGGACCUGGACGUGUUCUACAACCCUGAUGUGGUGAUAAUAGUGUUGUAUGUGGUAGUGCUGACCGCCUCGCUGUCUGCUAAUACGCUGCUCAUCUUCAUCGUGAUCAAAUUCCAAUAUAUGAGAAGUGUCACAAAUAUAUUCCUGGUCAACUUAUCAGUGGCCGACCUGCUGGUAACUCUGUUCUGCAUGCCAGUACAGAUCGCGAAGUCCGUGACACUUCUAUGGUACUUCGGGGAGGUCAUGUGCAAGACCGUUAACUUUCUACAAGGUGUCGCAGUAGCAUCAAGCGUGUUCACCAUUACAGCGAUGUCAGUGGAUCGUUAUUUAGCCAUCACGCAGUCACUUCGCCAGCCAUGGAUGCCAUCACGACGUGGCGCUUGCAGUCUUCUGGCCGCAUUGUGGCUUGUAUCUUUGGCUAUAUUUGCGCCAUUACUGGCUGUGGCAGCAGUUGAGACAGUCAUGGUACCUAUGCUGUCUAGGACCAAGAAUGGAUCGGUGUGGAUUGAGAGCAGUAUCGAGUUCUGUACAGAGAAGUGGCCAGACUCGAUAAGAAAAGAACUGUUUGGUGCGUUCAGCUUCAUACUUGUCUAUGCGGUGCCUGGUUGUAUCGUAGUGGUGUCGUAUUCACUAAUGGGCAGACGUUUAUGCUCAGUAUUGCCUCCUUUCGACCAGACUGAAGGCAGCGCAAACAGUCAACAGCGAUUACGACUCGUCCGGGAGAGGAAGCGAGUGGCAUGGAUUCUUCUGUUGCUUGCUGUAUUAUUCGCACUAUGCUGGUUACCCUACAACAUCCUGCAGCUUCUUAUUGAUGUCAACGCCUUGCAAGCUGACUCCGUGGCGUUGGUGUUGCCAUACACAUUGUUAUUAGGUCACACGAACUCAGCUAUUAACCCGAUAGUCUACUGUUUGAUGACGCGCAACUUCAGACGAUCGCUUCGCAAGCUACUCUGUCACGACCCUGGUAACAUUAACUCUAGUACCCAUUUCCAUGUAAGUUAUACGAUGCAAGGCUUACGUCAAAAAUCCAACACGUCUAGUCUUCGAACGUGCACUACUGUGACCUUUAGGAGCAGUAACCAGAGUCGGCCAUCUUGCACACAGAGCAUCCAAUACGGAAGAGUGAAUAGAAGCUCCUUGAGAGACGCAACUUGGAAAGACAGAGGGAAAGCUCAGUUUUUGUAA